Iphiclides podalirius (scarce swallowtail) is the source of this 1008-nucleotide messenger RNA. NCBI's taxonomy places the organism in Eukaryota, Metazoa, Arthropoda, Insecta, Lepidoptera, Papilionidae. The record is from the annotation of a GenBank genome assembly.
AUGGUUUUAUCGGGGCGGCGCGGCUCGGCGGCGUCCGCAGACGACGAGCGACCGCGCGCGCCCAACCUCGUGAACAGACAGCCCGCGCUGCCAUUCGUGCCGCCGGCGUUCCCCCACAACGCGCCCGACCGCCUCAUUAAACCCUCGGAGUACCUGCGCACCAUCACGGCGCCCUGCAAGCGGGACGAGGGCGCGGCGGAGGCCCGGCCGCCGCCGCCGCCGCCCGCCCCCCCCCCGAGGGCAUACCGCCGCCCCCGCCCCAGCCGCCCACAACCAUGCACCAGCCGCUCGCCGCCAUCAGCAGCGCCGAGCUCUCCGCCCCUCCAGUGCCUGCCCAGCGCGGCGGACUUCAAGAGCGCGAAGACGGACCUCAUCGAGGAGCUCAAGAUGUCGAAGGACAUCACCGGAAUAAAGAAGCUGAAGGUGGAGCGCGCGAGACGCGAGAGCCUCCAGGACAAGGAGACCUUCACGGAGUUCACGAAGCGCUUCACCGCCGACAACUUCGUAGAUCAGGGAUGUCCGCAGGUUCCGGAGCGCGACGCGGCCGGGAACGUGAUCCCGGCGUGGAAGAGGCAGAUGCUAGCGCGCCGGGCGGCUGAGAAGGCGCGCCGGGAUUUGGAACGAGAACUGGCGGGAGAGGCUGAGAGGAGGCGCGCGGCCGCCGUGCCCGCGUGGAAACGGCAGCUGCUGCAGAGGAGGGAGGAAGCAGAGAACCGCUUGAGGCAAUCGCUGUACACACCGAAGGUGGAGGACGGCGGGGCGAGCAGCGAAUGGCGCUCGUACCCGAGCGGCGCCACUCGCGCGGUGUCCAUAGACAACAUAUCACUGUGUUACGACACGCCCGUCCAGCACUCGCGCGCCCCCUCAGAGGUCAAGCUGGCCUCGGAACACUGCAACGGUCACUCCACAACGAACGGCAAGCACGUCGACGAAGAGGAAGAAAGCGCAAAGAUCAUUCCGUGGCGGGCGCAGCUCCGCAAAACUAACAGCAAGCUCAAUCUACUCGAA